GUCAAAACUGAACAUAGAACUCACAAUAACAACAGAAACAACUUCAGCUUUUGUUGUUUCCAAUCCAAGUUGUUUGUCUCAGGUUCUUCUCAGUCUUCCAAUCAAGAGGCAUUAAGUAUUGGUUCACCAGAUUAGAAUGGAUCAGCAAGGACAUGGACAGCCCCCAGCUAUGGGGAUCACUGGUAGCGGAGUUCAGAUGCCUUAUGGCACGAACCCGUAUCAAAACCAGGUGACUGGGGCCCCAAAUCCAGGGUCAGUUGUAACAUCAGUUGGAGGCAUUCAAUCCACCAGUCAGCCAACGGGAGCUCAACUUGCACAGCACCAACUUGCUUAUCAGCAAAUCCACCAGCAGCAGCUACAGCAACUUCAGCAACAACUUCAGGCAUUUUGGGCAAAUCAGUAUCAAGAAAUUGAGAAAGUUACUGAUUUCAAGAACCAUAGCCUUCCCUUAGCCAGGAUCAAGAAGAUCAUGAAAGCUGAUGAAGAUGUGAGGAUGAUAUCAGCUGAGGCUCCUGUCAUUUUUGCCAGGGCAUGUGAAAUGUUCAUCUUAGAAUUGACAUUGCGUUCAUGGAAUCACACAGAAGAGAACAAAAGGAGGACACUUCAGAAAAAUGAUAUUGCAGCAGCAAUUACCAGGACUGACAUAUUUGAUUUCUUAGUUGACAUAGUUCCGAGGGAGGAUUUGAAAGAUGAAGUUCUUGCAUCAAUUUCAAGAGGAACAAUGCCUCUUGGAGGACCUGCUGAGGCGCUGUCAUAUUACAUGCCUACCCAGCAUGCACCUCAUGUUGGGACUCCGGGAAUGAUUAUGGGGAAGCCUGUGGUGGACCCUUCUAUGUAUGCCCAGCAGCCUCACCCCUACAUGGUGCAACAGAUGUGGCCAAAAGGUCCUGAGCAACAACAGUCAUCCUCUGACCAUUAGAAGCUCUAGCAUAGAACGUAAGAAGACAAUUCCUUGAGACAUCUUGGGAAUGUUCAAUGGAACGGAAUAAGGAGGCAUCUCCUGGUCAAAAGCCUUGGUCAAGAUUCUAGCUGAAGAUCAUACUUUUUGUAAAUACUAUUCUGGAAGAAUGACUAAUCAUGUUUGAACAAUUUACUUUUCCUUUCCAUGCACCCUUUCCUUUUUCAAUCUUGUUUUGCUACCUCGAUUCUAGUUGGAAUGAUUACUUAGAGAUGUAAAAAUAGAAAUAUCUAGAAAUUUUAUCAUGAAGCACUUAUUUCCUUU
Molecule: messenger RNA, 1222 nt
Organism: Durio zibethinus
Lineage: Eukaryota; Viridiplantae; Streptophyta; Magnoliopsida; Malvales; Malvaceae
Source: RefSeq, a predicted model, not a curated record